AUGCUAUCCAAUAUCUCGAAUCUCGGUUUCAUGGCACUGCUUGCCACUCCAGCGGUCCAUGCAUUCAAAUACUAUAUCAGCGCAGCUGCUGAUUGCUGGACCACUCAAUUGAUCAUUGUCACCAAUGAUGACGACUCAUGCGACGCGAUCAACAAUUCUGCCGAUAACGAUGGCGGUCCGUUGAAACGUGGUGGAGCUCGCGAGUGGCCAGCCCAGGAUGGACAUCCGGCCUUCACUAUAGUCAUAAACAACGACGAGAACUAUGACUCGACCAAUGUUGGCGGCCAGGUCGGCAAUGUUAAAUGGGAUGACGGAAAGACCUACCCCAUGACUGUUAGUUUUCGGGCUAGCUGCUAA
Penicillium mononematosum is the source of this 357-nucleotide messenger RNA. RefSeq lists its product as uncharacterized. The transcript is spliced from 2 exons. Lineage: Eukaryota; Fungi; Ascomycota; Eurotiomycetes; Eurotiales; Aspergillaceae. The record is from RefSeq and is a predicted model, not a curated record. The coding region runs from base 1 to 357 and encodes 118 amino acids.